Molecule: messenger RNA, 1497 nt
Organism: Fulvia fulva
Lineage: Eukaryota; Fungi; Ascomycota; Dothideomycetes; Mycosphaerellales; Mycosphaerellaceae
Exons: 2
Coding region: 1-1497 (498 amino acids)
Biological process (GO): transmembrane transport
Molecular function (GO): transmembrane transporter activity
Source: RefSeq, a predicted model, not a curated record
AUGGACGACGAAAAGCAGUUUCCACCAGGCACAGUCCGGCUCAUCGAUGUCCACGGCAAACUCCUCACCAAACAUGCCUCCAGCGCUGCUGAACAAGACAUUGUGCUACUGCCACGACCAUCUGACGAUCCCGAGGACCCUCUCAAUUGGUCUUUCAAGCGGAAGAUGCUGGCCACUUCAUGCGUGCUCAUGUACACGCUCAUGGUCGCCUUGCCCUCCGGAUCAGUAUCCUCGGUGGUCAAGCCGAUCGAGAAAGCAACUGGUCUGACCCUCAACACUCUCAACACUGGCACGGGGGUCAUGUUCCUCGCCCAUGGCUGGGCCUGCGUAUUCGGGCAACCUUUAGCUCUACAAUACGGCAAGCGACCAGCCUACCUGGUCAGCAUGGCGACUAGCAUUAUCAUCAUGGCUUGCGCGCCACUCUGUGCCACGAGGGGCACUUACCUAGCGAACAAAGUACUGCAAGGGUUCUUUGGAGCACCUGUCGAGGCUUUGUGUGAGAUCAGUAUCACGGACAUUUGGUUCGCACACGAGAGACCAAAGUACCUCGCAUGGUAUGGCCUCAGCUUGUCCAUCACCGGCAAACUAGCACCAAUGCUAGCAGGCUUCAUCAACGAUGGCCAGGACUGGAGAUGGGUUCUAUGGUGGACCGCCAUCUGGAUCGGUAUUGCCUUCAUCUACUGCUUCUUCCUCAUGGAAGAAACCAACUACGACCGCGUCCACAGCCCCCAUAACCACGCCUCGGUCGAAGCCACCGAUGCCCCAUCCGGCCUCACCACACCCGGCGACGAGAAGGAUCUCAAGCACAUCACAACAAACCCUACACCCGACAUAGAACCCGGCCACCUCACCACGUACACCCGCAAAACAUACCUAUCCAAACUCUACCUCCUCGACAAACCUCGCCCGAACCGCAUGCUUGUCAUUUUCCUCGGCCCUUUCAAAGGCUUCACAUACCCCGUAAUCGUCUACGCCGGCCUGAUGUACGGCGCCAACGCCCUCGUCUGGUCUGGGGUUCAGAAUGCCACGACUGGGACGGUGUACACGACAUACUACGGAUUCUCCACCACAGCGAUCGCAGCGGCUUACAGCGGGGGAGUUGUGGGGUGUUUGAUUGGAGCAUACUACUGCGGCAAAAUGGGUCGAAUCCUGACGCUUCGCCUCGCUCGCAAGAGGGGCGGUAUCUCUGAACCCGAAGACACAUUGUACAUGUUCAUCGCAUCCAUGAUCUUGGUCCCCUUCUCCAUGCUGCUCUAUGGGCUGGGAGUGACAUAUCGCAUCCACUGGUUCGCUCUAGUCUUCAGCCAAGCCAGUCUGGCCAUCUCCAAUUCGCUAUGUGUAGCUGGAGCCAUCAGCUACGCCAUCAGCUCAUACCAUGCGUUGAGUGGUGAUAUGCUUACUACGCUCAUUCUGAUCCGGAAUACGCUCAGCUUUGCUGUUAAUUAUGGGCAUGUUUCACCACACAAGGGCUUCCUAAGGGGGAAGAUGGUUAGCUGA